CGAUGGAGCUCGAAGCAAGAGGAACCUGUCGAGACAGUUUAUUAGACACAAAUAUGACACUGUGACAGAAAGAAGUAGAAGCCGACGAGCUGUAUCAAAAAUGCCCUUUAUGGACUAUUUGCUUUUGAUAGUUCUAUAACAUUUCCAGACGACUUGACGGACUUUCUCUGCGGGAUGGAGUGCAGGAGCGCGUGCGUAACGGAGUUCUUCUGCCGAAAGAAGAAGAAUGUGAAAACUGCGGUGAGCUUAACUUUGCUUUUUGCCACUUUACUGAUGCUUCAGAAGCUAAUAACAGUGGACACGAACAGUAAAGACAAAAAAGUCGAAGUGAAAGGCAGAUGGUGUGGCCCCCAAUGCCCGUCAUUCAAGAGUAAAAACCUCAAGGCGGUUGAAAAUUCUUCUCACUCAGGCGGCAGUGACUCGAAGCGGGCGUUAAAACAACUGCCCAAGAAAUGGGACGUGAAUAAAAUUACAUGUACUGAAAAUUCCACGAUAAAAACUCAACUCUGGUUUCGUCGUUUGAGCCCAAGGUUUCACGAAUUUGUUCUUCACAGACAUUGCCGAUACUUUCCAAUGCUGCUGAAUCACCCGGAGAAGUGCGGCGGCGGCGUGGAUGUUCUGGUCGUGGUUAAAUCUGUUAUUGAAGAACACGACCGGAGAGAAGCCGUGCGAAAGACUUGGGGAAAGGAGCAAGAAAUUCAAGGCUUGAAAAUCAAAACGCUGUUUCUUUUAGGCACCCCAGCCCCUGGCAAAGACUCGCGAAACUUACAAGCUCUAGUUCAAUAUGAGGAUCGAACUUACGGGGACAUUUUGCAGUGGGACUUCAUGGACACCUUCUUCAACUUGACCUUGAAAGAAGUGAACUUUCUAAGGUGGUUCAGCAUCUACUGCCCAGACGUUCCCUUCAUCUUCAAAGGGGAUGAUGAUGUGUUUGUCCACACCAAAAACCUGGUGGAACUAAUUGGCUUCAGGAAGGAGGAGAACAAAGUGGAAAACCUCAUUGUAGGCGAUGCAAUUUUAGAAGCAAAGCCGAUUAGAAACCGCCAGAGUAAGUAUUUCAUCCCCAGAGAGUUGUAUGAUAAACGCUACCCCCCUUAUUUGGGCGGAGGGGGAUUUCUUAUGUCCUCUCAGGUGGCCCGCAAAGUCUUUACGGUUUCUGAGAGCGUGGAGCUUUACCCCAUUGACGAUGUGUUUGUGGGCAUGUGCCUUCAGAAGCUCAAUAUUGUCCCUGAAGUGCAUCUGGGGUUCAGGACGUUCGGGAUCAUUAAGCGGAAAGUGACGCGUCUGAACCGGGAGCCGUGCUUCUUCCGUGACCUCAUCGUGGUGCACAAACUCGUUCCGCAGGACCUGCUGAAAAUGUGGACGCUUGUUCAAAACGAGGACUUGAGCUGUGCCAGACAAUUUGUACUAUAAAGAAUAAUUUUAUAAAGUGUUUUUUUUUUCAAAGUGAAGCGUUUUUGUUUUCAGUUGCCACUGUGGUGGAACUUUGUGAUUUUAUGAGGACGAUGAUUAUGCCUAUAACUUGCCAGAUGUAAUAAACCACAAGGUAUAAUCGUC
Danio rerio (zebrafish) is the source of this 1557-nucleotide messenger RNA. RefSeq names its product UDP-GlcNAc:betaGal beta-1,3-N-acetylglucosaminyltransferase 7, like (gene b3gnt7l). Gene Ontology annotation, biological process: keratan sulfate proteoglycan biosynthetic process; glycoprotein biosynthetic process. Lineage: Eukaryota; Metazoa; Chordata; Actinopteri; Cypriniformes; Danionidae. Gene Ontology annotation, molecular function: hexosyltransferase activity. Gene Ontology annotation, cellular component: Golgi membrane; membrane. The record is from RefSeq and is marked provisional.